AUGAACACUCAACGGGGAGGCAGCAAGAAGCGCAAGGGAGAGUCGCUGGAGGCGGAGAAAUCGCUGUAUUCGACCUUCACCGCAGCCGCCAACUCUGUCAGCCAGCUCUACACCGCAGCCGUUCAGCAGACGAAGCGGGCAGAGGAGCAGGGGGCCAGGCAGGCGCUGGAGCGAGUGGCCCAGUUUGUGGUCAAGGAGUAUGGCAACGCACCCGCCGUGCCCACCGGGGUCCUCAUGGAGGUCCUGCGGCAGGAGCUGCAGGCCGCCCAGUGCGGCACCACGGCCAUCCAGCUGCCCUUCCCGGUACCGCUGCUGCCCACCGGCGGCGGCCUAGGCAGCGAGAGCAGCGACGCCCACCACUCAGACGACGAGCACCUGAUGUCCGCCGAUCAGUCGGGGCCGGCUGCCGGCUUCCGGCGCUGCUCCUCGGGCCACCACAUCAGCCCGCCCAAGGUGCGCGGCAGCAGCGCGGUGGCGCAGCUGCCCGCGCUCUUCCAGCAGCAGCAGAUGCAGCAGCAGCAGCAGCAGCAGCAGCAGCAGCUGGCCGCCGCGCAGCACCACCAGCUCAUGAUGCAGCAGCACCAGCAGCAGCAACACGCGGCGGCGGCGGCGGCCGGCUUCAUGCACGGCUUCACCGGCCAGCAGCCCUUCCAGUAG
Molecule: messenger RNA, 657 nt
Organism: Chlorella variabilis
Lineage: Eukaryota; Viridiplantae; Chlorophyta; Trebouxiophyceae; Chlorellales; Chlorellaceae
Exons: 3
Coding region: 1-657 (218 amino acids)
Source: RefSeq, a predicted model, not a curated record